AUUGCGUAUUUGUCAUCAUCUAAAAAAAAUUGCGUAUUUGUACGCGUACAUGCACGUUUCCAUCCACAAUUUCACAUCCAUACGCGGGUGACAUAUAUUAUGCAGCUCUCGUGGGCAUAGCUCGCCAGCCAAGAACGAGCUGAAGCUCUCGUGCGCGGCGCGGCCAUGAAGGCGUCGUCGUCGUCGCAGGGGCAGAGCCCGAGGACGCCGUCGCCGCGCGCCACCUCCGCCACCGCCGAGCACACGCGGUCCUCCUCGGAGCCGUGGCUCGUGGCGGCGGCGGUGGCGAGCACCUGCGACGACUCGUGCGUCAACGACGUCGAGAACUUCGCGCGCACCGUCGCCGCCGCCAAGUCUAGGCAGCUGGUGGGCUCGUCGGCGGCGUCGCGCCCCGACAUGCUCGCGUCCGUGCUGUCCCACUACGCCGCCAAGUGGCUCCCCGACGUGGUGGCCGCGUCGUCGUCGUCCUCGUCGCCGGCGACGUCGGCGUCGGGGCGGUUCCUGCCCCCGGAGAGCCCCACCGCCACGUGGCUCAAGAAGCGGCUCCUCCUGGAGUCCCUCGUCGCCGCGCUCCCGCCUGACCCGCCGGCUCCCGCCGGCGGCGGAGGAGCGGCCGACGACGGCAUCACGUGCGACUUCCUGCUCAAGCUGCUCCGGGCGGGGAGCAUGGUGGGCGCCGACGCGGCGCUGCUGCAGGAGCUGGAGUCCAGGGCGGCGCGGCGGCUGGACCAGGCGACGCUGGGCGCCGUGAUGAUACCGGCGUUCGGGCACGGGUACGCGUGCGGGACGCUGCUCGACGUGCCGCUGGUGCUGCGCCUGGUGCGCGGCUUCCUCAAGGACGCCGGCGCCGGCGGGGGCGGCGCCGCCAAGGCAGGCGGUGGCGGAGGCGCCGCCGCCGCGAGGGUGGCGAGGCUGGUCGACGCCUACCUCGCCGAGGCGGCGCUCGAGGCCGGGCUGCGGCCGGCCGAGUUCGAGGAGCUCGCGCGCGCCGUGCCCGCGCACGCGCGCCCCGCCGACGACGCGCUCUACCGCGCCGUCGAUACCUACCUCAAGGCACACGCGAGCACGAGCAAGGAGGAGAGGAAGUCGCUGUGCCGGCUGAUCGACGCGCGGAAGCUGACGGCGGAGGCGGCGGCGCACGCCGUCCAGAACGACCGCCUCCCCGUGCGCUCCGUGCUGCAGGUGCUCUUCUCCGAGCACGGCAAGCUCAACCGCCUCGCCGAGCUCAGCGGCGGUGCCUCCUCCUUCGGCGCGCCCAGCCCGGCGUUUGACCUCCCCGGCGCCCGCUGCCCCUCCAAGCGCGAGGUGCUCGCCCAGCACCACGAGCUCCGCCGCCUCCGCGAGGACUUCGCCCGCCUCCAGGUCCAGUGCAGCGCGCUGCAGGCUCAGGUGGACAGGCUGAGCACGGAGAGGAGGCGGCGCGGCGGAGGCGGCAGCGGUGGCGGCGGCGGGUUCUUCAAGUGGAGCACGUUCUGGUUCGGCGGCAUGAGCGCCGACGUCGCGCGGGUGGAGGACUCCGAGAGCGGCAUCGAGCGGCGGACGCCGGCGAGCGGGAAGAAGGGCAGGGGCGGCGCCGCCGGCGCCGCCGCCGCGACGCCGACGCCGAAAUGGCGCAAGUCGAUGUCAUGAGAGGAUCUGAAAUUCUGAAGCCAAAGCUGAUGGCUAAGUGGGUCGUUAAUCUGUUUUACUACCUUUAAUUACAGUCAGUUACCUUUCUGUCUGAACUAUUGUUUGUGGUGAAACCAUUCAGAUAAAUCUGCUCACUUGAGUGCAUAAAUAAAUCUGUGAUGUUCUAAAAAGAGAGGGAAGCAUAUAAGAUUUCUGGUUUGGUCGAGGA
Oryza sativa Japonica Group (Japanese rice) is the source of this 1837-nucleotide messenger RNA. Its product is annotated as coleoptile phototropism protein 1-like. Lineage: Eukaryota; Viridiplantae; Streptophyta; Magnoliopsida; Poales; Poaceae. The record is from RefSeq and is a predicted model, not a curated record.